Messenger RNA from Klebsormidium nitens, 2147 nucleotides. The record is from the annotation of a GenBank genome assembly. Lineage: Eukaryota; Viridiplantae; Streptophyta; Klebsormidiophyceae; Klebsormidiales; Klebsormidiaceae.
ACGCAAUCCCUGCGGAAACCCUAAAAAUCCAGCUCGCUGGCCUGCACAUAUGGCAGCAAGAAGAAGCCCCCGCAGAAGCAUUGCCAUUUGCUCUCGACUUCUCCCUUCAAAUUUUUAGCUGGAGCCUCCUCGUGAGGACGAUGGCGGGGGUCAAUGUGACGGCUAUUGAAUCGCUGCCAGGCGAAGAUGCUCAUGAUUAUAGAGCAAUCUUCGUCCGCUCUGAACUGGAGGAACCACCAGCUGCUUGUCCUUUGAUGGCUUGAUAAAACACUUUAAGCUGGGUUGUCGCAGAAAGGCAAUGGAGAAUUCAAAGGGAUGCGGCAGCUCGACAGUCUGGCUGUCGAUCUGUCUCCUUUUGAUCGCAUCUGCUGCUAUCGUAGCCACCUACGGAUACGCCACCGUCCAAGUGCUCAAAGACUCCAUACCUCAUUCUUCCCUUGAAGCAACUCUCUCCAGUCUCCGAAGCCAACUUGUGAGAUUUGAUUCUCACCUAGCCGAGUCAGAAGCGGGUAAUCCAAGUUAUGCUGAGAGGAGAAAAGAGCUGCUGCUGGAGAUCCAAGAGCUUAGACUGGAACUAGAGGCGAGGGCUGAGCUGCUAGGCAGCAAUUCCAGCUGCAGAAGGUCGGGUCGAGCUCAGAAUACACAGGGUCUGGGUUCCCCGUCGAGUUUUGAGCAGUCAAACGAGUGGUGUGAGAUUGAUGCUCAUGAGUCAGCCCUCAGGAAGCCCCACCCUCCUGAGUUGCACCUGCCCAAGGUUUUUGUGUACAACCUGCCGAGCACGUUCAACAGGGACAUGGCACGCAAAUUUUCACGCUGCUCCACAGACCAAUACGGCACCGAGGUCUGGUUCCACGAAGCAUUCCUGCAGUCGUCAGCCAGAACCACAGAUCCUGAAGAAGCAGACUUUUUCUUUGUUCCCAUUUACGGCGAGUGCUUCCUCUGGUUCUGGGAGAUGCACAAAAAGGAGGGCCGCCAGAAGUCGUUUGACUACACCAACCAACUCUUCAAAGUGGCUCUAAACAUCGUCCGAAAGGAGCACCCGUACUGGAACCGGACCGAGGGGCGGGACCAUAUCUUUUCGUUCCCAGGGGCUCGAGGCCCAACGAUCUUUUCGGACUGGCGGACGCACAUUGGCAAGAGCAUUUUCCUGACGCCCGAGGGGGACCGGACGAUCGACUACUUCAAUACGUGGAAAGAUAUUGUCAUUCCGGGAAUGGAAUCGGACCCUGUCUUCUAUCUCCCAAGCUCGCGCGCGGCGAUCUCAAAGGAGAAGGACCUGCUCGCGUACUUUCGGGGGACGAUCGACCACUGGGAGGGGAACGCGUAUAGCAAGGGGAUCCGGCCGCGGAUACGGGACCUGCUGCAAAACGAGACCGACAUCAUCUUCAAGCAGGCGAGCUCCGACUGCGACCGGGAGUGCUACCACCGGGAAAUGUCUCGCGCCAAUUUCUGCCUGUGCCCGCUCGGUUGGACGCCCUGGACGCUGCGCUUCUACCAGGCGGUGAUGACCCGGUGCAUCCCGGUGGUAGUCGCCGACGACAUCGAGUUUCCUUGGGAGAACGAGAUCGACUACUCGCGGUUCGCGAUCAAAGUGCCGGAAGCCAAGAUCGACACCCUCGUUGAGCUGAUGCGCGGCAUGCCCGAAGAAGAGCGCGAGCUGCGGCGGCUGGAGAUGGACAAGGUGUGGCUCAAGUACACGUACCAGCGGCCGCCGCGCGAGGGUGACGCCUUCCACAUGCUGCUCCGGGAGCUAGCACGGAAGACGCGGCGGUUCAAACACUCAAGCCAGUACACGUGGACGUAACGAUCAGACGGGGAAAUGACCACGGAAGCUGGUCGAAAAUGGCCUUUUGUGUCGACAGCUCCUGUCAAUUUCAAACUUCGCAACCCACGAUACAUCCAUCCUCCUCAUGUUGUAGAACGUUGAAAAGGUCACGAACGAUGUCAGUGACUAUCAACGGCGUCGUCGAGUCGACUUUUGCAAAGCGUAUCUUAUGCUUCAUUUAGCGCUUCGGUAUCGUCGUCUUGCCCUUUGAAGCGGUUGCAAUAAUGCAUGGAAUGACUGUUUAGGCACCUCGACAAUUAAAGUGUCAGAGGGAACGGCGUGUGACAUACGUUUUGCGCAAGAUGAUGGUUUCGGACGGUCG